AAUAACCUCUAUGUAGAUCCAGCAAAAGACUGAGGUGUUAAGGAAGCUUACAUACUGGAAGGCGACUCCACAAGUAAAAGAAAAUGAAAAAGAUGGGAAGUUCAUCAGAUCUUGAAGAAACCGAUCACAAUGAGGACACCAAUGCCUCAGCAGAUGAAUCUCACAGUGAUGACAACAAUUUAAACGUCCAUGACACCUAUCAACACCUCAAAAUAAAGCAUCCCAAGUACACAAUCUUCAGCUCGCCUAAAAGCAAAGGGCGUCGUUUCGGCAAAAUGGACACAGAGAGGGAAAUGGCUCCGAUGGACUCUGUAUAUGUGGUGGAAAGCAAGGUUGUUUCUCCGACUGUUAAAUUUCAUGUACAAUUUGAAAAAGGAAAACCGUGUAACCAGUUGACCAGACAGAGCUCAUCAGUGGAGUCUACAAACAGCUGUAGGGACAGGACCUUUAAGCUGUAUGACCGUACCAGGAUCUUUGAUGCCGUAGCGUAUGGAGACUGUGAGGAACUGGAUGAUCUGCUAGUUUAUUUGCUGCGGACUCAGAAACGCCUUACUAAUAAAGAGUUUAAAGAACCAGAAACUGGGAAGACCUGCCUACUAAAAGCAAUGCUGAAUUUAAGUCAUGGCAAGAAUAAGACUAUCCAAUUGCUACUGGACAUUGCGGUCAAGACAGACAAUCUGAAAGAAUUUAUUAACUCCGCAUAUGAAGACACUUACUACAGAGGUCAGACUGCUCUACAUAUUGCCAUUGAAAGAAGAAACAUGAAUCUAGUGGAAGUUUUGGUUCAACAUGGAGCAGAUGUCCAUGCAAGAGCAGAUGGGGAGUUCUUCAGGAAGGCCAAGGGGAGAGCAGGCUUCUAUUUCGGGGAAUUGCCUUUGUCCCUGGCAGCCUGCACCAAUCAAAUAGAAAUAGUCCAAUAUCUCUUGCAGAACCAGUUCUCUCCAGCCAAUAUUGCCUCCAGGGACUCCUUUGGGAACACAGUGCUUCAUGCCUUGGUUGACAUUGCGGACAAUACAGUAGAAAAUACAAAGUUUGUAACCAAAAUGUAUGGAGAUAUAUUGGUGUUGGGAGCACAGAUUAACCCAUCCUUGAGACUAGAAGACAUUACAAAUAAGAAAGGUCUAACCUCUCUGACGUUAGCAGCCAAAACAGGGAAAAUUGGGGUAUUUGCCUAUAUUCUUAGGAGAGAAAUAAAGAACCCAGAGUGUAGGCAUCUUUCUAGGAAGUUCACUGAAUGGGCAUAUGGGCCCGUCCAUUCUUCUCUAUAUGACCUUUCUGGUGUUGAUACGACAGAAGAUAACUCAGUGCUAGAGAUCAUCGCAUACAGCAGCGAGACACCGAAUCGCCAUGACAUGCUGCUAGUGGAGCCUCUCAACAAAUUAUUGCAAGACAAGUGGGAUCGUUUUGUCAAGCGGAUCUUCUACUUGAACUUCUUGACAUAUGUGAUAUAUAUCACCAUCUUUACCAUAGCUGCCUACUACAGACCAGUUGUGGGCAAUCCCCCAUUCCCUGUAGAUAGCAAACUUCGUGCCACCGGAGAGAUUAUCACUGUGAUCGGAGGAAUAUAUUUCUUAAUUCGAGGGAUCCAGUACUUCAUGCAGAGACACCUGUCCUUGAAGACGCUGCUUAUUGACAGCUACAGUGAAGUUUUGUUCUUUUGUCAGUCACUUUUCCUCUUGAUGUCCACUUUCUUGUACUUUCUUGGGAGACAUGAAUAUGUGGCGUUUAUGGUUAUCUGCUUAGCAAUGAGCUGGAUCAAUGUGCUGUACUUCACAAGAGGCUUCCAGCAAAUGGGAAUUUAUGCUGUAAUGAUUGAAAAGAUGAUUCUACGGGAUAUGCUUCGCUUCAUGUUUGUCUACAUUCUGUUCCUUAUUGGGUUUGCAGCAGCAUUGGUAACGCUUAUUGAAGAUGGGGACGGUCGGAGUGAGAAUAGCACUUGUUAUGCCAAACGCUGCUGUAAAUCUGAAUCAGCCUCGUACAAUAGUUUGUAUUACACAUCCCAAGAACUCUUCAAGUUUGCCAUUGGAAUGGGAGAUCUGGAGUUCACUGAGAACUACAAGUACAAGCCCAUAUUUAUACUUCUGCUCAUUACAUACGUCAUCCUCACCUACAUCCUGCUACUUAACAUGCUGAUAGCGCUGAUGGGGGAGACGGUGAGCAAGAUCGCUCAGGAGAGCAAAGGCAUCUGGAAGUUACAGAGAGCAAUUACUAUUCUUGAUAUAGAAAAAAGUUUCCUGAACUACUUCACAAGUAAGUACCGGUCUGGAAAAUCUGUCCUGGUGGGACUGACACCUGAUGGAAAGGAGGAUUACAGAUGUUGCUUCAGAGUUGAUGAGGUUAACUGGACCAAAUGGAACACAAAUUUAGGGAUAAUCAAUGAAGACCCUGGAAAUUCUGGGCUGAUGAAAAAUAAUCUCAGUAAUGCCUCAGUCCGAAUCGGCAGAGGUUCAAAAUGUCUUGAUAUGUCUGUUUUGCUUAGCUUUGUUGAUCCAGAGCUUCCAGCAUACAUACAACAUUUGAAAGAUACCUGCAGCCACCACUAG
This is a messenger RNA of Bufo gargarizans (Asiatic toad), 2543 nucleotides long. RefSeq names its product transient receptor potential cation channel subfamily V member 1 (gene TRPV1). The transcript has 16 exons. Gene Ontology annotation, cellular component: membrane. Gene Ontology annotation, molecular function: protein binding; calcium channel activity. NCBI's taxonomy places the organism in Eukaryota, Metazoa, Chordata, Amphibia, Anura, Bufonidae. The record is from RefSeq and is a predicted model, not a curated record. Gene Ontology annotation, biological process: calcium ion import across plasma membrane. The coding region runs from base 84 to 2543 and encodes 819 amino acids.